AUGACUUCAGCUGAGCCAUGGGUGAUGGCCAGCGCAGUGGCGCAGCAGCAGCAGGCGGGCGAGGGCCGUCGAAUUCCCUCGACCCCCGUAGGUAUGUUUAAAAAUCUACAGACACAGAGUGUUCCUGCUGAAUCUUUCCACCCUACUAGAUCCGCAAAUGAAUGGAUGGGGGCUCGAGCAGCUACGGAGCAACUACCGGAGGACAAAGAAUGGGCACCAAGGACACCGCCCCAGCUAGUCGUCUCAAUCAUUGGCCAGCUCCUAAAGCUGCUCCCAGACCCACCCAGAUGCAACCCAAGCAGUGCACAUGAGGACAUACCACACAAGAGGGAGAGCAUAGGCGGCGGUUCAGCAUCACCGCUUCCUCUUCAGGAGCCUUCAUCUGGAGGCUUACCAACCACCCCCAGUGCACCUGUCCCGAUAAAUUCCCAGUCACCUUAUUCUCAAGAUGGGCUACUGCAAGAACAUACCAAUACUACAGUGUCCAUGAUUCAGUCACCAGCUCAUCCGCUGUCCGCCCCGGUCGUUGCUGUAUCACUGAAGAUCAACUACGCAGAGUACCCUUGCGUCUUCGUCGUACAGUCCCGAGACUUCCAGCCCUAUGUACAGGUCCGUAAGAGUUCCCAACCUGCUGUGCAUAUCUAUGCGAAGAUUCCAUUGCACAUUGAGGACCAUUUUGACAGUUCAUUCAAGAGCAACAGCCCCAGCCCCACUUUCCCUGGGCCCCUCGUGGUGGAGGGGCCAUCGAAAGAGGAAGAACUGGAGGGUCUUGUAAACCCAUACAUCCGUGAUAACCAGCCGACAAUUUUUUUCCAUAGGGAUUCCGCAAACCAGAAUGGCCAGCACUGGAAACCCCGCAUCUGUAUAGACACCACUUCCAUGUGGUGGCCAAGCAUACAGUGCACCUUCGCAAGCAAAGCGACCGGCUACGCCACUUCAGGCUUUAAUGCCUGGGGCCGUUGUUUCGCUGAAGAGAUGACUACCGGCAUCUCUAUUUCAGGUCCUAUUAAGCCGCUCACCAUGGAUUUACCGUACUGA
This is a messenger RNA of Eimeria necatrix, 1038 nucleotides long. RefSeq lists its product as hypothetical. The transcript has a single exon. Bases 1 to 1038 code for a protein of 345 amino acids. NCBI's taxonomy places the organism in Eukaryota, Apicomplexa, Conoidasida, Eucoccidiorida, Eimeriidae. The record is from RefSeq and is a predicted model, not a curated record.